Cylicocyclus nassatus is the source of this 265-nucleotide messenger RNA. Lineage: Eukaryota; Metazoa; Nematoda; Chromadorea; Rhabditida; Strongylidae. The record is from the annotation of a GenBank genome assembly.
AGAGACUUUACGUCAGUUCGACAAGAAUGAGGUUUUUCAAACUUACCAUCUUGUUACUUACCGUCUUAGUGAUUCUCUCUGCUGUGGAUGUUGGUGAAUGCGGAUUUCUCGAUUUUAUAAAGAAAAUUGGAAGAGGACUCAAAAAAGUUGCGAAAGGGAUUGGAAAAGCAGUUCUAGGAGUUGGAAAAGUAGUCGUAAAAGUCGCUCCAGUUGUCGCCAUGGUUGCAUGAGGACAUUGAUAUUUCGUGCUUGGCUGUCGAUAAAU